This is a messenger RNA of Aspergillus novofumigatus IBT 16806, 1901 nucleotides long. Its product is annotated as glutamate--cysteine ligase. The transcript has 4 exons. The coding region runs from base 149 to 1693 and encodes 514 amino acids. The record is from RefSeq and is a predicted model, not a curated record. Gene Ontology annotation, molecular function: glutamate-cysteine ligase activity. Lineage: Eukaryota; Fungi; Ascomycota; Eurotiomycetes; Eurotiales; Aspergillaceae. Gene Ontology annotation, cellular component: glutamate-cysteine ligase complex. Gene Ontology annotation, biological process: glutathione biosynthetic process.
UGAGGGCGAAGAACCUCCUCAUUUCCAUCCCGAGUUCGGCCGCUUUAUGCUAGAGGCUACUCCGGGUAGGCCGUGGGGUAUCGACUUCAAGGAUCUUUUGAAAGUGGAAUCGAAUAUGAAAUGGAGGCGGGAGAUUGCAAAGUCUCACAUGGCGCCAAAUGAGGUCCCCAUCACACUUACCACGUUUCCUCGUCUAGGAACAAAGGAUGAUUACAUUCAGCCUUACUAUCCUCCAUCUGGGCCAGCACUGCGCUCGCAAUUUGUCCCCGACGAAAUUGCUAAUCCACAUAUCAGAUUCCCAACGCUGGCAGCAAAUAUCAGAUCGAGAAGGGGCCGAAAGGUCGAGUUGAAUGUGCCUGUAUUCGUGGACAAGAACACCCCAGUGCCUUUCAAGGACCCCACAGUUAACUAUGAUCUUCACAAUUGGCCUGAGGACGAUGAUGUGCGAAAUGGGGCAGCAAAGGAAGGCCAUGUCUAUAUGGAUGCGAUGGCGUUUGGAAUGGGCAGUUGCUGUCUUCAGAUCACAUUCCAAGCAAAAAACAUAACGGAAGGGAGGAAACUGUAUGACCAGCUUAGCCCACUGGGACCAAUUUUACUGGCACUUACAGCUGCGACACCAAUAUACAAGGGAUUCCUUGUCGAUACUGAUGUUCGGUGGAAUCAAAUCGGGAAUUCUGUUGACGAUAGGACGCGGGAAGAGCUUGGCGAACUUCCUCUGAAGAAUGAUAGAUGGAGGAUCCCUAAGUCUCGAUACGCGUCCAACUCCACCUACAUCUCCCAGGACCCCAGGCUGCGCAAGGAGUACCUGGAUCCUGAACUGAUUGUGGACGAAGACAUCAAGAAACGACUUAUCGAGGGAGGCAUGGAUGAUUUGUUGGCGACGCAUUUUGCCCACCUUUUCAUCCGUGACCCCUUGGUCAUCUUCGCAGAGGAUCUGGACGAGCUGGAUUUGAACAAGGCCGACCACUUUGAGAACUUACAGUCCACUAACUGGCAGCACAUGCGCUUCAAGCCGCCGCCACCAGACAAGGCUGACAUUGGCUGGCGUGUCGAAUUCCGUUCAAUGGAAAUUCAGAUGACGGACUUUGAGAAUGCGGCUUUCAGUAUCUUUAUUGUUCUCGUCACUCGUGCCAUCCUCAGCUUCGACCUUAACUUCUACAUACCGAUUCAACGAACCACCGAGAACAUGGAGACGGCUCAUGCACGCAAUGCGGUGCUGGACCGGAAGUUUUAUUUCCGCAAAGAUCCAUUUUCCCGCCGUGUCCCCAGACCGAGUCAUCGUUCGACCAGCGCCAGCGAGGCCUCAUCAGCCACUUCUUCUGCCUACAAUACACCCCUCCUGGAUUUGGAGUACGAUCUUAUGACUAUUGAUGAAAUUGUCAAUGGCUCUGCGGACGGAUCAUUCCCGGGGCUCAUUCCACUCGUUGAAUCGUACCUGAAUAGCGUCAAUGUGGACGUGGAGACUCGGUGUUCCUUAGCUACCUACCUUGACCUCAUCAAGAAACGAGCAAACGGAACUCUCUGGACAGGGGCCCGGUGGAUUCGUGAGUUCGUUGCCUCUCAUCCUUCGUAUAAGCAGGACAGCGUGGUAUCUGAAGAGAUCUGCUACGACCUUGUGAACGCUGUGGAAGAGAUGACCAUAAAGGAAGGCAGAGACGGGAGUGUCGGAUGGCAAUUACUCAGGGGCAAAUAAAUUUCAAAGCAUUGCAUUAUCGAGUGAUGAGAUUUGUUUCACAGACCUAGCAUUGGUGUAUAAUAUCGUUCAGCUAUAGAUAGCAUUCUCUUGCAUUACUUGGUCUUCCAUUACAAGACUUAUGCAAAACCGUCUUUGAUAUCCAGACCCUUUCCAGUUCUCCCCCUUGCACAUUUUGUCUUUGGCUUUCUCUGCAGAUUCGCUUCAG